UCAGGUUUAUUUCAGGAGUAACUUAGCUAGCCACUUCAGAAAGUGGGGAAACUUCAACUGCAGUUAACCACGAAAACAAGUAUAAAAAAAUAAAAUAAAAUAACAAAUACCGAAAGGAACAAAUCAACAUGAAACAUAGCUAGCAAUCUAGAUGGCAGACGUUUCGGAGCGGAAUCAAAGGUUUUGAGUUUCUCUGUUAGCGGUUUGUCCGGAUCAACAAAGUGCAUCAUGUCAAGUAGGGAUAUCAGUGAAACCACCCCGCUGUUGGAGAGCCCUGCAGCUGCAAACAGAUUUCAAGGGUCUGUCUUUCAGGGCAGAAGACUGGCUUGUGCGGCAGUACUUCUGGCCGAGUCCUUUGAGCGAGUGGCAUUUUAUGGCAUCAUCUCCAACCUAGUCCUCUUCCUCAAUGCCAGCCCUUUCUAUUGGGAGGGGACCCAGGCCAGUCAAGCCCCUCUAGUUUUCAUGGGGGUCACUUAUCUGGUGUCUCCAUUUGGUGGUUGGCUGGCAGACGCCUACCUGGGGAAGUUCUGCACCAUCGCCUGCAGUUUGGUCCUUUACCUCCUCGGGAUGCUGUUUUUCCCCUUUAUUGCUCACGAGAGCACCAGGAUAAACCUGUGUAAUGAAGAACCGGCUUUCCCCGUACUUCCCCCAGAGUGUCUGAACGGUACUCCUCCAAGCAACGUGACCUGCCAUACCCGCCCGCCCUACUGCGGGCCUGCAAUCUACAGUGGCCUUGUCCUCAUCGCCUUAGGUGUGGGGACAGUGAAGUCCAACAUCACUCCUUUUGGAGCCGACCAGGUAAAAGACCGGGGUCCGGAGGCGACACGUCGGUUCUUCAACUGGUUCUACUGGUGCAUCAACCUUGGGGCCAUCUUGUCUCUUGGGUUUGUGGCCUACAUACAGCAGAACUAUAGCUUCUUCGUGGGCUACAUCAUCCCGGCCGUUUGCCUGGGCAUCUCACUCGUGGUCUUCCUGCUGGGCCGUGCUGUCUUCGUCACCAAGCCUGCCGAUGGCAGUGCCUUCACCGAGAUGUUCAAGAUCCUGGGCUUUCUCUGCUGCUCCUCCCAGAGGCCCAAAGAGCCCAACCUACUCCGGCCCACGCCAACACUGCUGGACGGUGCCAAAGUGACCUAUGGGGGUAGGUUCCCAGAGGAGAAAGUGGAGGAGUUGAAAGCCCUGUUGAAAAUCAUCCCUGUGUUCCUGGCUCUCAUCCCCUACUGGACCGUUUACUUCCAGAUGCAGACCACCUACGUCCUGCAGAGCCUUCACUUAAGAAUCCCGGAAUUUCCUGGCAACAUGACCAUUAACACCUCCACCCAUAACCAGAAUUCCCUGUUCCGCUUCCCCGCGGCCUGGCUCACCAUGUUCGACGCAGUCCUCAUCCUCCUGCUCAUCCCCCUGAAAGACAAGGUGGUGGACCCCAUCCUGAAGCGCAAGGGCCUCCUGCCGUCCUCCCUCAGGAGGAUCGCCGUGGGCAUGUUCUUCGUCAUGUGCUCGGCCGUCGCAGCCGGAAUAUUGGAGACCAAGCGACUGGAGAUCAUCAAGGCGCUUGGUCCUAUUGGCCAGAGGAUCGGCGGUGUCACGUACUAUGCAGCUGACCUGCCCAUCUGGUGGCAGAUACCCCAGUACGUGCUCAUCGGAGUCAGCGAGAUCUUCGCCAGCAUAGCAGGUCUGGAGUUUGCGUACUCUGCCGCCCCCAGAUCCAUGCAGAGCGCCAUCAUGGGCCUGUUUUUCUUCUUCUCUGGUAUUGGCUCCUUCGUGGGCUCAGGCCUGCUUGCCCUGGUCUCCCUCCCUGGCGUUGGAUGGAUGUCCUCUCACACAGAUUUUGGCAACAUCAAUAGCUGCUCCCUGCAUUACUACUUCUUCCUGCUGGCAGGCAUCCAGGGAGUCACCCUGUUGCUCUUCAUCAUCGUGUCGGUGAAAUACGACAAGCAGAAAGGUCGGCCGGGGAGUGCCAGGCCAGGGAGCAUCACCUCCUGACCGGGGGGUCAGCCAACUCCUGCUCUCCCAUCUCCACUCCAGCUUUUACAAAACUAGAAAAUAAUCCUUCAUUUUCUGUUUUAUUAUUCCUAUUUUCGCCUACAUAACAAAAAAGAUUUAAAAAAGUAAUGUGAUGUAAAUAAGCUUAAAACAAAAUAUGAAAUGUACAGUAUUCCUAUUUUAACUGUAGGUCAUGGCUUAUUAAUACCUAAAUAUUUAGAGAUCAAUUCCAUUGGCACUACAAAUCUUUUAAAAAGUGAAAUCUUAAAAUAUAAGUAGAAUAUCAAAAUCUUAACUGACUUAUGAGGCUAAAUUAAGAAAAUCUCCCUGGCGCAUUAUUUAUCACCUAUGACUUGAAAAGCAUUUUUUUUUUUGGUGAAUAAUCUGUUCUAGUCAGUAUGUUGGCCUAGGACAGCUUGUGGUGUGUGUUCUGCAGAGUGCAGACCGAUCUUUGCAUUGUAGAUAGAAGAAAUGAAUUUGCACAAGCUACAACAGGAAGCAGUUAACAUUGGCGUGUUAUAUUAAAUGUAAAGACUAACGAUAUUUGAAAAUGCGUGUGUAGCUCUGUUCUGAAGAAAUUGCACAUCCUGAUUUGCUGCUGUGCAAUUAUGUUGGAUAAGUAUGGAGUACAAGUUUUUGACAAAACAAUAUGAAACCUCUACUUGUGUGUUUUGAAAGUAAGCCACAUAUUCUCUUAUGUCAGACGCAGAACAGGUUUUUUAUUGAUCUUUUUUUGUACAGCUUGUAUCUUUGCCAGGUUUCUGUUUGAUCAUCUGUGCGAUCUUCAUGCUUCUUGUGGCAUUUGUGUUGAACAGAAAGUGUAAAGUGGUGUUACAGGGCCUGGCUGUGUUGUAUUGUAUCUUCAUUUUUUUUGUUCAGUACAGAACGCCCUUCCCCCUUUUUGUGAAUAUGAAAUAUUUACAAUUUACACAAGCUGAGGCAAAAUUAUGUUUCUGUUCUCUGGUAGUUCUGAGCAUUUACAUAAUUAUAAUGGGCAAAGUAUUUGAGAUCUGAGUAUUGACGUGUCGUGCAGUUUUUAAUGAGUUUACACUGGAGAAUUCAUUACCCACAUCUCUUAACCCUUUAAUGUUCUGCUUGACUGUUUGGUCGAGCACAUCAUCAUUUUUACAUAGCUUUUUUCCUGGUGAGGACAUGAACGGGUUAAUUACCAAAACUGCCAGGAGUCUAUAGACUUUUCAGGAAACAACUGGCCUUAUCUCAAUGGACACGUGAAAAAGGGGGGUCUUUGCAUUGUCCCCAGUAUUAUUAUCUUUUGCCACAUUUAAGAACCAGAUCAUGCCCGCUUGAGUACUUAAUUAUUCAGCUUGCAAUAGCAAGUGUUGGUAAAAAAAGUUUUUAUUUUUAUUUUAUUUUUUUAAUUGCAGUUGUUUAUGUAAUUAUUCAAGUGGGAAAUAUUUGGAUUAAAAAUAAUAAUAAUAAUUGAUUGGUUAUGAGGAGCUUGGUAGCUUCUUUAGCAAAAUUUGAAUAAGUGUAAAUUAAAAAAUUAACAUUGAACCAUCCAUGAUGUUGAAAGAUAUUCAGUUUUUUAGCCAUAUACUAGAUCAGUGCAUACCUCUCUGAUUACGUGAGCUGUGCAACCUGGUGGUUGAUAAUUGCACUUCAGGUAAUUGCAUUAUAGUAGAUUUUACGUAUUUUAAUGAGAAUAAUUUUUGGGAGUCAGAAAUGGAAAAACGUCAGAUGAAUUGUGUGAAGUGGUACUUGGUUUCUGGCUUCUGUAAAAUGUAGCGGGCAUGCUUGCAUUUAAGCACUUUUAAAUGGAGAGUUCACUUUGCGUAUUAAGCCAUUUGUUCAGAGGAAUACAAUGCAUUUCCCAGCCUCUAUAAAAGAGUGGUAAUCUAGUGAAGAUUGCUACAGAAAUGGAGGGCAUAGUUGAAUGUUCUAUCUAUUGUGAUAAAAUUUUUGUUGUGUUUUCAUUCUUAUGCAACUGUAUUAAGGAAUCUGGUGUGUUGAAAUGUUGUAACUGGACCGUUAUGACCAUGACCAGAUUUGGAAAAUGGCAUAUACAUAAACAGAAGAGGGUUAUACAAUUUAUUGUACUUUAGUUUAUAUUCAUUCACUAUAGUCAUUCAGUCAUUCAUUACAUAAAAUUUAGUUUUUAAAAUGGGUUGAUUGAAUUUGUGUUUAAUUCUGGAAAGUGCCAUUGAGAACUCUUCAGAGGAACCAUUUAUAAAUGGUUUCUUUUAGAUGUCCUAUGAAGGUAUGACUUAAGCACUUCUUAAGGUUACAGCAGCUUACAGCCAUCUGGGUGCUGCUGUGACCGGGUACAAUGUAAACACAGCCGUGUGCGUGGAGUCUUCUCCCUUCAGUACGAUUACAUGGAGAACCCCAGCCAAACUCAUACAUGCUCCAAUGGUUGUUUGUAAGUUUGCUUCUAACAUCUGCCUCGUUAUGAUUUUUUUUUACGUGUCUAAAAUAUAACAAUGUCAGUAUAUUUGUGUAUAAAAUGUGUUUCAAUGGAUUAUGCAAAAGAGCAGUUUACUUACGUUUUCUUUUUCUAUUAAAAAAUUCAACUGUCUUAAA
Conger conger (European conger) is the source of this 4521-nucleotide messenger RNA. RefSeq names its product solute carrier family 15 member 4 (gene slc15a4). Gene Ontology annotation, molecular function: transmembrane transporter activity. NCBI's taxonomy places the organism in Eukaryota, Metazoa, Chordata, Actinopteri, Anguilliformes, Congridae. The record is from RefSeq and is a predicted model, not a curated record. The coding region runs from base 229 to 1980 and encodes 583 amino acids. Gene Ontology annotation, biological process: transmembrane transport; oligopeptide transport. The transcript has 9 exons. Gene Ontology annotation, cellular component: membrane.